AUGCACCUUGGUAUGAAGAAUGAUGCAGAAGAAAAGAAGGUCGGUGAUCGUGCCCGAAUCGAUCAACGCAGUGGUACAGUAGCAUACGUGGGCCCAACUAAAUUUGCUCCCGGCGAAUGGAUCGGACUUGUGCUGGAUGAGCCGUUAGGCAAGAAUGAUGGAUCUGUUCAACGACCGAUAUUUUUCUGCACUCCAGAUCACGGUUUGUUCUGCAAGUCCAGCAAACUGGAUCGAAUAUUGUUGUCACCUGCGCGGUUUAAAUCACCGACUCCUGGAGAGAAUGAUGCCAAAAGUCCUUAUGCUGCUGAAUAUGGGUUUGAUAUCGACGAUCGUGUUGUGGUUUCUGGUGGCAAGCAAGGUAUUGUGAGAUUUAUCGGCGAAACUGAAUUCGCUCAAGGUAUUUGGGCAGGAAUUGAAUUGGAACAGCCGUUAGGAAAGAACGAUGGAAGUGUGCAGGGCAAAAGGUACUUCACAUGCAAAACACCUUACGGCGUGUUCGUGCCGGCUUCUAAAACUCAGAGAGCACCAUCACAAACACCUAAUAGGGCUAAGGUCGUGCAAACGAAAACAUCCCUCCUACGGCAGAACCGAGGCUUGGGUGGAAGUCGUGAAUCCCUUUCAUCCAUAGGAAGAUCAAGUGUGGCUUCUUCGCGGUUCGGCGUUGUUCGUAAACCUCCACAUAGUCAGCCACAUGGUACGGAAAAUGCCACAAUCAAAGCGCUACAGGAUGCGCUUCAAGAAAAGGAACGCCAUUUAGAGCAGCUUAUGCGUGAACGUGAUAUGGAACGAUCCGACUUUGGUGUGAUAGGAAACGGUGAUCAGGCAGAAAAGAUUGCAAAGCUUGAGUCAGAGAAAAGGAGCUUGAAAAACGAGCUGCUAGCAAAGGAAAAAAUUAUUGAAGAUCUCAAUUUUCGCCUAGAGGAAGAAGUUAUAGCGAAAGAAUCACUGACAAGUGAGAUUGCUAGUCUCAAAAAAGAGCUGGAAGGAGAAAGAGAAAAGCAUAAACAUCUGUUGGAGUCAGAAAAAGCGAACAACGAGGAUAAAGAACAGCUUCUGGAAGCGUUACGUGCAGAAUUAGAAGUGACCAAGGAACUCCUCACUAAUGAGCACGCUGCUAAGGAGAAACAGCUGGUUGAUGCGAACGCUGCGAUAGAAGAGAAGAGUAAACUCCUGGAAGCAGCAGAGCAGUCGUCUCAAGCAGCUCACAAAGAGCUGGAGAAGGUCACAGCUGAACUUCAAGCAACGCUGAACAAGGUGAAGGAGCAAAGUGAGUUGGUGGAGAAGCUCGCAAACAGCAAGGAGUCAGGUGAUGCAGUGCUAACGCAGAGAUUGACAGCCCUCGAAAAGGAGUUAGAAAUGAAAACCAACGAUUCGCUGUCUAAGGAACAAGAGAAGAAGUCUCUGGAAGAAAAUGUUAGAACCCUGGAACAGCAGCUUAGUGAGAUAAGGGGCUCUUUGGAAGCAGUUCAGCAGGAAAAGACAACGAAGAAAGCUGAAGUCGAUGGACGUCUAACUGAAGAGCAAAAGAAGAGUGAAGCGGUUCUCAACGAGCAAUUGCAAAAGAUCAAAGCGAUUACUGUGAGAAAGAGGCGGCCGAAGCGGCUCUGGGUGAUGCCAAAAAUGCGAACGAAUCGUUGA
Messenger RNA from Ostertagia ostertagi, 1638 nucleotides. NCBI's taxonomy places the organism in Eukaryota, Metazoa, Nematoda, Chromadorea, Rhabditida, Trichostrongylidae. The record is from the annotation of a GenBank genome assembly.